AUGGUUCCUCCCAAAGGUCCUACGGCGUUUCAACCAGGUUCCGGUGCCGCCGCCGACCCUUAUUCUCUUAUCGUCAAGAUAACGAAAAAAGUCUCUGCGCGGAUCGGUAGCGGUUCCGACGUUGCUGCGGCUGUUGGUGGAUGUGCUGCCGCCGCCCCGGCACCCACCCCCACCGUUUUUGCUCUUUCCAACCCCGGGCCCCCCACCUCCACUGAAGGUGUUGCUCCCGCUCCUGCUCCUGCUCCUGCCGCGUCGGAUGCUGCUGGUGUUGCACGGCGUUCUGCUCCUGGUUCCGCCCAUGCCCCUUCUCCUGCUGAUGCCUCCACUCCUUCUGCUGCCGCUGCCGCUGCCCCGGCCCCCGCCCCCGCCGCUGCUGCUGGUUACAACCCCAGGCCCCCCACCUCCACUAAAGGUCCGCUUGCCAUCCCCGCCUCUGCCGGCCCGGCACCUGCCUCCUCCGUUUCCAUACCUACCGCCCUCGACUUUGCCCCUAAGAUCGCCGAACUUGACUCAGAGAUCAGAGGAAUGAAGCAGCGGAGAAUAUUGGUGGAGGAAGCUUUGGAAAGGGGACUUUCGUACCUCGGUGUCGACGACCCCGAUCGUCUCUUUGGAUACCUGUCCAAGCUCUCCGGUGAGAUUACGGAGCUUCGCCGGGAGCUGGUGGGGCUUCGCAACCAGCAAAGCAGCACACACAGCGGCAAGCACAAGAAGCGCAGCAGGGGUGACGCUGGCGGUGGUGGCAAUCCCGCUGACUCAUCCGGUGGCUCUGGUCUUGCCGGUGGUGCCGGCUCCCCUGCUGCUGCAGCUUCAGGUAUUGCCGCCACUUCUCCUGGUGCCGCCGCCCCGGCCACCAACAUCGCCGCUUCUGCUGGAGACAGCCUCAGUGAACCUGCCUAUCAAGGUGCUGCUUCUCGAGGUGCCGCCACGGACCGUGCCGUCACCGGCCCCGACCCUGGCGACUUCACCAUCACGGCCCCUAACGCCUGCGGGUCAUCAUCUGGAGCGACCCAUGCCGCCGCUGCUGCCGCCGCUGAAGGUUUGGGAAGGACCCGAACCGCGGCUGAUGCCACUACGGCCCUCCCCCUAUCCGUCCCUGCUCCUGCCGUGGCUGAUGCUGCCACUACUUUAUCCGCUGCCCACACCGAACACGCGAGCGGCGGAGCAGCAGGACUGGUCACCAGGGUACUCGAGAGGAUUUGUGCGAAAGGGAGGACACAGCAGUAGCUGAGAGGUAGCUGGAGAGCUGUGAGGAAGCGAGCUUAGCCUGCUGCAGGUGUCGCACGAGACUCGGCAAGAGACGCGAGUGGUUCCUGGAUCGUAUUUCGUGCAGCUUACAGGGGGCGUGGAACCGUGCAGGGAACUGUACACUUUUCGUACCCCCAUGGAUUUGGUCGUGUAGUAUGCAAGAGGCAGUUUUCAGGGGGUGAUCGAACCGUGCGAGUAACUGUGCAUUUUUUUGGCAGGGUUCGUCCCAUAGGGUUUGGACCGUGCCGGAACCGUGCUUUAGUAUUUUUCAAGUAGUCUUGCACAGUUCGAGCACGGUUGGCGGUGUCGCAAAAACAGUUAUACAGGAGGAAGAUGGCACAAGUACGACUGCCUGGCGGGAGGAGCGGUAACUUCUUCAGACACGUUCGAUGCCGACUGGAACAGCUCGUCGCAGUGUAUGCUGGUGUACCUUAAGACUUCUUUGUGUGUCGCCACCCCACCGCUGUACACGCGACACGAGGAACAACAUCAUAACAGCCCUUCUGGGCGACAACCGGGCCACCGUCAUCACGCCGACGACAGCAGCCCUUCGGGCCGGAAUCAUCAACACCCCUUGCAGCACUUGCCACACAGCCCUUCAGGAAGGACUACAUCGCCCAGUGGCGCCCGUUCUAUCCACGAUCGCAGCUCCACGGAUGCCGGGGAUGCCGUCUUCGAUUCUUUUGGGGACAUGUGUAUCAGUCCCUCAGGCCGAACUUUUUAGUUGUUUGUCUUCCUGUGUCUACUGUAUGUAGACGUUGCAUUUCGUGAUACCCGAGGCUAGGAUGUAUGUGUUUGCGUAGUGUAGUAUCGGUUAAUUAAGGCCCUUCCCGUUCGCGACU
Molecule: messenger RNA, 2087 nt
Organism: Ectocarpus siliculosus
Lineage: Eukaryota; Phaeophyceae; Ectocarpales; Ectocarpaceae
Source: the annotation of a GenBank genome assembly